Histoplasma mississippiense is the source of this 963-nucleotide messenger RNA. RefSeq lists its product as hypothetical. The record is from RefSeq and is a predicted model, not a curated record. The coding region runs from base 1 to 963 and encodes 320 amino acids. NCBI's taxonomy places the organism in Eukaryota, Fungi, Ascomycota, Eurotiomycetes, Onygenales, Ajellomycetaceae. The transcript is spliced from 4 exons.
AUGUUCUCCACUUUCUGGACUCAGGUAUUUCCUCCGCGACCUCUGUUCACAGAGAAGAGUUUGCCGGAUUUACAGGGAAAGGUCUAUAUCGUGACAGGGUCAAACACGGGAGUCGGCAAGGCCCUAGCCCAAAUUCUCUUCUCCAAGAAUGCAAGAGUCUACAUAGCAGCGCAAAUGGAGAGGAAAAGGCCAAUAAAGCAAUCCGGGGAGAUCAGCCAAGCCGAUCCUAAUUCCACAGGCGAGCUGGCCUUUCUUCCCCUGGACCUCAGCGAUCUGACUGUAAUCAAGUCGUCCGUUGAAAGCUUUCUUGCCAAGGAGAACAAGCUGCAUGUUCUAUUCAACAAUGCCGGCGUCAUGGCGCCUCCCACAGGAUCCAAGACGGCCCAGGGCUACGAACUCCAGCUAGGCGUCAACGACAUCGGUCAUUUCUUAUUCACAAAACUGCUAACACCUACCCUUAUCUCCACAGCCAAGACCGAACCGCCCAACACAGUCCGCGUGGUCUGGGUUUCAUCCCUGGCUAUGGAGAUAGGCGCUCCGAAAUCAGUUGGCGUACCCAUGGACGAGUUGGAGAAGCUCGCCGACAACAAAUCGGCUCGGUACAGAAAUUACUGCAUCAGCAAAGCUGGGAAUUACCUGUAUGCGGCCGAGUUUGCGCAGCGCCAUCGGGCCGACGGGGUUAUCAGCGUAGCGCUGAAUCCGGGGUAUCUUGCUUCGGACCUCUUCCGUCACCGAUGGCUCUUGUUACAGCUGUUGAUGCGCCCAAUGCAAUUUCCGCCUGUGUUUGGAGCUUAUACCGAGCUCUUCGCUGGGUUGUCGCCGGACGUCACGGAUAAGGAGCCGGGGAAUUGGAGUGGUUGGAGUAUUUGGUGGGAAGCGAUCAAGCCAGAGACUGACGGCGGUAACGGAACUGCGCGGAAGUUCUGGGAGUGGACUGAGAAUCAAAUUCAGCCUUACCUUUGA